AUGGCGCCUGGGCGCGCCGCCCCUGCGCCAGCCAAAGGCGCGCCCCUUUGGAGGACCUGGUCGGCGCCCGUCGGCGCGCACUUUUUCAAAAGUGGCGCCGACAACCCUACCCAUUCGGCAUUGCUGCAUCAUUCCAGCCAGAUCCGUUCUACAUCACCGGAAGAACCUGCGAGAAAAUGUUUGCGCAGGUUUGCGCUCAAAUGCGAGACGAUCAAGUGGGAGAGCAUCCCAGUGUGA
Molecule: messenger RNA, 237 nt
Organism: Puccinia graminis f. sp. tritici CRL 75-36-700-3
Lineage: Eukaryota; Fungi; Basidiomycota; Pucciniomycetes; Pucciniales; Pucciniaceae
Exons: 1
Coding region: 1-237 (78 amino acids)
Source: RefSeq, a predicted model, not a curated record